AUGUCUGAUGAAGUUUUCAGUACCACCUUGGCCUAUACAAAGAGUCCAAGAGCCACCAAAAGAACUUCUUUCCAGGAUGAACUAAUAAAAGCAAUUACAGCUCGCUCAGCCAGACAACGGAGCUCUGAAUACUCUGAUGACUUUGAAAGUGAUGAGAUUGUUUCCUUAGGUGAAUUUUCUGAUACUUCGGUGGAUGAAAAUUCAGUAAAGAAGAAGAUGAAUGAUUUUCAUUUAUCAGAUGAUGAAGUAAAGAAUUCUUCAAAAAGAUCUUUUUUGAAAAUCCAGAAAUCAACCAGUGACAUAAUCAAAGAUGAGCUAGUGUCUUCCAUCAAAAAUGAUGAGGCUGAAGCUGAUGGUUGUGAAGAUACGGUUAUAAAUUCUCUACCUGAGCCUCAGAAUCAAGAUCAAGAAAAUGAAACUGAAACAAUGAAAGUGAAACCCAAACCCAGAACUCUUCCAAUUAAAAGCAUAUCUUCAGAAGCCAACAACCUUGAUGCAGAUGCCCACUUUAAACCUUUACCUCGGCCAAGGAGUAUGUUGAAAAAGAAUAGCCCCAGAGAAGAGAAAGAACAAGGAGAAGAGAAAGAAAUUAUUCUCAGUGAAGAAUUAGACUCACAACAUACACCUUGUUCCAUCCCAAGCUUAAAUGGCACAUUAUUAGAUUCUGAGAAAAUAGUCCCUGAAGGACUUGAUCCUGAGGGCCCAUCACCAACAAGUCCAUCAUCAUCAGACUUUAAAGAAAGUUUUGGUGAUUCUUUUUCACCAGGAUCUGGAGAAAAAACAACCAGUACAGAUCAGAAUGAAGAAGUCACAGAAAACCAUAACACCUUAAAAUCAAAAGAAAAUGAAGAGGAUUCAUUUUUGACAGACUUUAUUCUUACUGCAAUUGAGAAACCCACACAAAAUCAAGAGACUACUGAUGCCCUUGAAGGAGAAGGGCAAAAUGCUGAACUGACUGUGCAUGAUGACUUAACUUCCCUACUAAUUAAAUCUCAGAGUGUCUUGAUAACCACCAAUGCAACUGAAUCUGCAAAGAAACCAGUUGAAGAUAGAAAUAUGAAGAACAAAAAAACAACAAAUAACAGAGCAUCCAGUGCAUCUGGCAGUGAGGACUGGUUAGAAAAGAAAAAUACGCAUUUACAUGAAAUGAAUAGAAUUAAAAGGAUUGAAAGUGAAAACCUCAGAAUCCAGAAUGAACAGAAAAGAACUACUAAAAGAGAAGAGGCAUCAGCCUCAUUUGAAGCCUGGAAAGCUAUGAAAGAAAAGGAAGCAAAGAAAACAGCUGUAAGAAAGAGGCUUGAGGAGAAAAAUAAGAAGAAAAUGGAACAGGAGAAUGCAGUGAGGAAAGAAGAAGCACUCCAAGCAUUUGAGAAAUGGAAAGAAAAAAAGAUCGAGUAUCUGAGAGAGAAAAAUAGAAAGGAGAAAGAAUAUGAAAGAGCAAAGAAGCAGAAAGAGGAGGAAGCUGUGGCUGAGAAAAGGAAAGAUAACAUAGCUGCAGUUGAAAAAUGGAAUGAAAGAAAGGAAGCAUUUUUCAAGCAAAAGGAGAAAGAGAAAAUAAAUGAGAAAAAAAAGGAAGAACUUAAAAAAGCGGAAAAAAAAGAUAAAGAUAAACAAGCCCUUGAUGAAUAUGACAGAUGGCUGGAAAAAAAAGAAAGACAAGAAAAAAUUGAACGAAGACAAAAGAAACAUCACUCUUUUCUUGGAAAUGAGACACUUCCUCCAUGGAGCCCUGCAAAUAGAACUAUGUUUUAG
Molecule: messenger RNA, 1752 nt
Organism: Elephantulus edwardii (Cape elephant shrew)
Lineage: Eukaryota; Metazoa; Chordata; Mammalia; Macroscelidea; Macroscelididae
Gene: MAP9
Product: microtubule-associated protein 9
Exons: 13
Coding region: 1-1752 (583 amino acids)
Biological process (GO): mitotic spindle assembly; mitotic cytokinesis; regulation of mitotic cytokinesis
Cellular component (GO): astral microtubule
Molecular function (GO): microtubule binding
Source: RefSeq, a predicted model, not a curated record